AUGAGUACUUGCGUUUUAGUUGCUGGUGCUAGUGGAUAUAUUGGUAAACACAUUGUUCAACAUUUAAUCAACAAGAGUUAUUCAGUUAUUGGUCAAGUUCGUACUGAAGAAAAAGGCGAUCGUUUAAAGUCAUUAUUAAAUUCACCAAAUUUCAAAUAUGUUGUAAUUGAAGAUGCUGAAGAAAAAGGAGCAUUUGAUAAAUUAUUCAAAGAACAUCCAGAAAUCCAAAUUGUAAUUGAUUCCGCAAGCCCACUUCCCAUUGGGACUAAUUAUGAGAAAAGAUUAAUUAAACGUACCGCUAAGGGAGUCAAAGCUAUCCUUAAAUCCAUUGAAGAUCAUGCUCCAAAUGUUAAACGUGUUGUUUUAACAAGUUCAGUUGCUGCAUGUAUGAAUGCAGAGCAAGCACAAGAUCCGAAUUUUAUAGUUGAUGAGCAUAAAUGGAAUCCAGAUAAACAUUCAGCAGGGAAAAAUAAUGCCAAAAGUGCAUAUUUUUACGCUAAAGCAAAUGCAGAACGUGAAGCUUGGGAAUAUAUGAAGAAGAAACGUCAUUUUACAUUAUCUACAAUUUUACCAGGUUUUACAUUUGGUCCACAAUGUUUUGAUGAAGAUAUAAGUGAUAUCUUUGAUACUUCAAUUGAAAUGAUUAGAAAUAUUUUUGAUUUACAUCAAGCUGAUCCUGUACCUGAUGAAAAGGGGUUAUUUGUAGAUGUUCGUGAUGUUGCUCAGGCUCAUAUUGAUGCUUUUGAAAAAGAUGAAGCUCAAGGUAAACGUUUAAUUAUGGCUAGUGAAGAUUUUUCAGGUCAAGAAAUUAUUGAUAUCUUACAUAAGAAUUAUCCUUCAGUUACUACACAAUUACCAACUGGCCAUCCAAAUAAAGACUAUGCAAAUUUGAAGUUUGAUAAUCAUGAAACUAUGGAAAUUUUAAAUAUACCAUGUAGAUCAUUAGAAUCAAGUAUUAAAGAUGAAUAUGAUCAAUAUUUAAGAACUCACGGAAUUAUCUCAUAG
This is a messenger RNA of Insectozyma verbasci, 1005 nucleotides long. The record is from the annotation of a GenBank genome assembly. Lineage: Eukaryota; Fungi; Ascomycota; Pichiomycetes; Serinales; Debaryomycetaceae.